AUGGGAGUAAAGGAAAAUAAUAGAAGGGGAUGGGAGGAAAUUGGGGAAAGAGAACUUAGCGACUGGUGGAAAUUUGGGGAAAUUGGGGGAUGUAAAAAUAUAGGCAAAGGCCCCCUGACAGCUCACUAUGUUGAUGAGAAGGGAAUAGUUAGAGCAAAACCUGUCUACUAUGAAUGGCGUCCAACCCUCUGUGGAUGCUGUAACAAUUACGGUCAUGGGGAAGAGAAUUACAGAAAGAAGAAGGCAGAUCAAGUAGUUCUUGAGAAAACACAAGCCAAACAGAAAAGUGCUAGUACAGAAUGGAGAAUGGUGACUAAGAAAAAGGGGACUGAAGAGCAUAAUGCUACACAACCAGAACUACAACUUUAG
Molecule: messenger RNA, 369 nt
Organism: Oldenlandia corymbosa var. corymbosa
Lineage: Eukaryota; Viridiplantae; Streptophyta; Magnoliopsida; Gentianales; Rubiaceae
Source: the annotation of a GenBank genome assembly